AUGCCUCGUAAAUACAUUAAAAAAAAAGUUGCGCAUUAUGCUCGGGAUGAUAUGGAUAAAGCGAUUCAAGCAGUGAUAUCCAAUGAGAUGAGUAUGUACGCUGCCGCCAAAAUGUUUAACAUCCCAACAACGACGCUAUUUGAUAGGAUGAAACGUAAAUAUAGCAGAGAAAAGGUGGGCAGACCACAAGCUAUACCAUUUUUAGCCAAACAACGACUAGCAAAUGCUAUCGCAACUAUGGAAAAGUGGGGAUUUGGUCUAACGAGGCAAGAGAUAUUAGACAUAGUUGCUGAGUACAUUAAAAAAGAUAACUUAAAAACCUUUUUUACCAAUAACAAACCCGGACCAGACUGGUUUAUAAAUUAA
This is a messenger RNA of Parnassius apollo (apollo), 366 nucleotides long. NCBI's taxonomy places the organism in Eukaryota, Metazoa, Arthropoda, Insecta, Lepidoptera, Papilionidae. The record is from the annotation of a GenBank genome assembly.